AUGGCCGUUGAUGUGGCUCUGGGAAUGUGUUUCCUCUCCCAGACUGGAGUAGGUAUCCUGGGGAACUCUCUCCUCAUCACACUCUACCUCACUUUGUUCCUCCAGGGUUCCAAACGGAAGCCCACAGACCUGACCGUCAUCCACCUGGCCCUGGUCUACACUGUGAUGCUCCGUACAAGGGGUAUCCUCAUAGCAGCAGAGGUGUUGGGGCUGGAGUUUGUCCAGAAUGAUGCUGAGUGUAAGCUCUUGGGCUUGGUCUACCGCAUCACGCGGGCCCUCUCCCUCUGCACCACCUCCCUCCUGAGCAUGGUCCAGGCCAUCACCAUCAGUCCUAGCACCUCUUAUCUGUUCCAGCUCAAGAUUCAGAUCCAAAAGUUCAUCCUCCCGGUCUUAGCCAUCUUGUGGAUUCCCAACUCCCUGAUAAGCACUAACCUUCUGUUCCAAAUGUUCGCUUUUCCCAAUAUAACCAACACGGAUACCAACUGUUAUAUGGUGCCCAUAAGCACACUCCUCCAGAAGCUGCUUCUCACCUUCAUGGCUCUCCGUGACAUCCUCUCCCUGGGGUUCAUUAGCUGCUGCAGUGGGUACAUGGUCCUUCUCCUGCACCGACACAGACAGCAAGUCCAGCAUCUUCACAGCCCCAGCCAAGCCCACGAAACAUCGCCAGAGAGACGAGCCACCCAGACCAUUGUGCUGCUGGUGAGCUGCUUUGUAGUCUUCUACUGUGGAGACCUUGUCUCUUCCCUGUUUCUAGGGACAUCCAUGAAGAAUAAUGCUGCCAUCUUCAAUGCUACCAUGUUUAUGACCAGUGGAUAUGCCACUAUCAGCCCCUUUGUUGUGCUCACCUGUGACAGAAGGGUCAUUAAGUUCCUAACUGAUUUUCUGGGGAAUAGGACCCUCAAAUCCUCUCAGACCACAGUGCUAUCUGGCAGCCCUCUUUGA
This is a messenger RNA of Ornithorhynchus anatinus (platypus), 942 nucleotides long. RefSeq names its product vomeronasal 1 receptor ornAnaV1R3170. Bases 1 to 942 code for a protein of 313 amino acids. Gene Ontology annotation, molecular function: pheromone receptor activity. Gene Ontology annotation, biological process: G protein-coupled receptor signaling pathway. Gene Ontology annotation, cellular component: membrane. The transcript has a single exon. NCBI's taxonomy places the organism in Eukaryota, Metazoa, Chordata, Mammalia, Monotremata, Ornithorhynchidae. The record is from RefSeq and is marked inferred.